Messenger RNA from Ictalurus punctatus (channel catfish), 1867 nucleotides. RefSeq names its product BRISC and BRCA1 A complex member 1 (gene babam1). The record is from RefSeq and is a predicted model, not a curated record. Gene Ontology annotation, cellular component: BRISC complex; nuclear body; BRCA1-A complex. The transcript is spliced from 10 exons. Gene Ontology annotation, biological process: mitotic G2 DNA damage checkpoint signaling; double-strand break repair; protein K63-linked deubiquitination. NCBI's taxonomy places the organism in Eukaryota, Metazoa, Chordata, Actinopteri, Siluriformes, Ictaluridae. The coding region runs from base 303 to 1412 and encodes 369 amino acids.
UAACGGUCGUCUUCGUCUAUCAACGAAGUAGAGUUGCAUGAGGAAGUGUUGAGGAAAUUUAUUUCACGUAUUUGUUGCUACCUUUUGAUAGAUUUUGACCUGGCACAGAGGAAACCGGAGUACUCGGAGGAAACGUUCGAAGCACGUGGAGAACACGCACGCUCUGUACACACAGGGCAGAGACGGGACUCGAACCCCCAGCUCCGGAGCUGACCACUGCGCCACCGUGCCACCAGAACUGAUCAUCCUGGGGGAAAACCACAGGACAAUGCGCAUUUAUACCAGUUCAGUGAGCAGGCGUGAUGGAGAGCACAGAUCCAAGCCCAGCAGAUGGAGAGGAGCGAAUGGCCGAACUGCGACCGAGGACACGCUCCAAUCCAGAGGGAGCGGAGGACAGACGGAGCAGUAAUGGUGGUCUGAACAGUCCUCCACCCUCACAACCUACUGUGGGAAGUCGAGUGGAGGGAGAAGGAGAAGCGGCCAGCACUGACAGUCCUACAGGUUCCACGUCCACCAUCACGACUACUAUUUCCGCCCCCAUCGCUGCUGCAGCCACUACCGCAGCAAGCGUCAUGUCCAAUUCAGUGCCUGCUUCAAUGGCUGCUGCCAAAGAAAGGCCCAAACCAAGUCAGCCCUCAUUGGCAUCGCAGAUUCCUCCAGCUUCAGAACUCCAUCUACGAGCACCAAGAGUCAACUGCCCUGAAAAAGUGAUCAUCUGUUUGGAUUUGUCAGAGGAGAUGUCCCUACAGAAGCUGGAGUCCUUCAACGGAUCCAAGACGAACGCUCUCAAUAUCUCCCAGAAGAUGAUUGAAAUGUUUGUGAGAACAAAGCACAAAAUAGACAAGAGGCACGAGUUCGCCUUGGUGGUGGUCAAUGACGAUGCCUUGUGGUUAUCAGGCUUCACCUCUGACCCACGGGAGCUGUGUAGCUGUUUGUAUGAUCUUGAAACAAACAUCUGCGAAUCUUUCAACCUGGAGGAUCUUCUCAAUGUAAUUCUCCAGAAGAUUGAUCUUCCAAUGAUGGACAAUGUUCAGACAAUCCCACCACCCUUUGUGGUUCGUACUCUCCUCAUUUACAGUCGGCACGCAGGCCAGCUGCAGUUUAACCCAUCAGAUGCUGUCAGUAAAAUGCUACGCUCUCCGUACUUCUUCUUUGACGUCAUUUACCUUCAUAAUGGCGCUGACGAGCAAAUGGAUGAUAACAGCUGGAGGGACACGUAUGAAUCCUUCUCGAAGUUGGACUCUAAGGGGAUGUGCUACCGUUUCGAGGUGUCGCUGUGCGGCCCGGCCAUCGAGCUGCAUAACUGCAUGGCUAAGCUGCUGUGUCACCCGCUGCAGAGGCCCUUCCAGAGCCAUGCCUCCUACAGCCUGCUAGAGGGCGACGAGCCACCAGAGAUCGAGGCCACGGUGUAGAUCACUGCUCACUAACCCUGCUCCUGGAAAUCACACUGUAGAACUUAGUUCCAAUACUGCUGUAACACUGCUUCGUCUGGAUAAUCAGUGUCCAUGAUAUACCAGAUCAGCAGUGUUGGAUUUGGGUUGGAGCGUCUUGAGUUCUGUAAGAAGAUGCAGUAGAUCUCCAUGAACAGGAUUAAUGAAGGACUAGCAUCACUGACGAAGCGUCUUCCCUUAAGAUUGUCUAUUAAUGAUGGACACUUUCUGUGCUGGGGGAAAGAAGAAGAGAGCAAAAUGUCUUCACAUGUGGACUGUUUGUGGAUUUUCUUUAGAUUUGAGAUGUUCAGGGGGAGGGAGAUUGCCUUUUAUUCACUGGAUCCAUUCAGCAUAAACCCUUCAGGCUAGCUUGGUGAAUGUGGAAAGAUGAUUGUCGAGUAAGGAUGUGGUUAAAUAAAUGAUAAAAGUCAAGAACA